Arctia plantaginis is the source of this 3390-nucleotide messenger RNA. Lineage: Eukaryota; Metazoa; Arthropoda; Insecta; Lepidoptera; Erebidae. The record is from the annotation of a GenBank genome assembly.
AUGAUGAAUGUGCGGUGUAUGCUGUUCAAACUGUUAUUGUUCCAAAUACUGGUGCCUUGGUGCAGUCCCAAGCACAUUACAAUCGACCUUUCGAAGGAGGCUCAGCAGCCGUACAAUGAUGUCCAGGAUAGCAUUAGAAACCUGAUACAUACUGGUAUCUACUCCCACAAACACCUGGACCCUUCCCUGGUGCAAGUAAUACACCCAGUGAAGGUCUCCCGCGAAGGCGAGCUGGUAUCGCACGUGGUAGAUCACUCCCACGAGCACGGCCACUCUAGGGCGAGGCGAGAUCUGCAUCACACGGAACACUUGCAACCACAUAUGCUGCAUUACAACCUCACUGUUGAUGGGCGAACACUUAGAUUGGACCUACGGCCAUCAGUGACUUUUAUCACACCAGGAAUGAUAGUGGAGCGACAUCACACUGGCGGGCGUACUAGAGACAGACCACUACCCGAAGCGACUGCGUGUCAUUAUACUGGCAGCGUUCGGGGGCAACCUGGCUCGAGCGUAGCUCUCUCUGCUUGCGAUGGGCUUGCGGGUCUCCUAAGAACAGCACAAGGAGAAUAUUGGAUUGAACCAUCUACCCAAAAACCCGAUAAUAGCUCAGAGCCUAGACCGCACGUAGUAUUCAGAAGAUCAGCAGUUGAUAAGAUUGAAGCAUACCAUAGAGCAAAGAGAGAACUUAACAAUAGAGAAAACACCAAUGCUCACUUAAACAAAUAUAAUCAAAGAAAAUAUAAUCAAUCUAAUAAACGACAACGAGUUAAUUCUAAACGAAACCGCGAGAUCAAAGAAGCGAGAGACAAAUGGCGAAGGGAAUAUUCAGAACAAAGGAGAAGAAAAAUGCUAUUGCUUAGGCAAAACCCUACCGAAUACAGAAGACAUCAAGCGAGACUUCGAUUAGAAGCGAGACGGCUACAAUCGAACUCUAGAAGUAAUUCGGUAGAAAGCAGUAAGUCAGUAGACCAGUCGUCAUCCUUGGAAAAUAGAUAUAGAAAGCGAGUUAGGCUAACUGCCAGCGACUCAGAGAGAUUACGGCGCGUCAAAAAUCGAAGACGCCGUAAAAAGCGAUCAAAAAAUUGCGCAACUAAAGAACCGCGCAACUAUAUCUGGAGACAACAAAACUUGGAAAAGCAAGAAUUACAACGACAAAAUAGGGAGAACAGGCAACACCAUCGAUACUCACGUCACAAUACGUCAUCCUACGCCAAUGCUACGGGUGCAAGACGUUCGACUCGUUCCGUGAGCAAGCCUCGUCACGUCGAGGUUUUGUUAGUGGCUGACAAAUCUAUGGGCGAGUUUCAUGACCGCCGCACUUUGCAAACCUACCUCCUUACUAUCAUGAAUAUGGUAUCUUCCCUCUACAUGGACCCCACGAUCGGCAACUACAUAAAAGUGGUCGUUGUCAAAAUUAUCCUUGUGGAAGAAAUCGAGACAGCUCCCCAACUGAACGUAACCAUUAAUGCUGACGUGACUCUUGCAUCUUUCUGCCGGUGGCAACAUCAGCUGAACCCGGCUGACGAUACGCAUCCGCAUCACCACGAUGUUGCUAUUCUGGUUACGAGACAAGACAUCUGCAGCCAACAUGACGCUCCUUGCAGUACGUUGGGAGUAGCGCAUGUGGCCGGGAUGUGCAAGCCAGACCGCAGCUGUUCCGUCAAUGAGGACAACGGCAUUGCACUCGCGCACACCAUUACGCAUGAGCUGGGACACAAUUUCGGAUUGUACCAUGAUACGGAGAAGAUAGGUUGUAACCGCCGCACCGGAUCCACUUUACACAUCAUGACACCAAUCUUCGAGGCUGAUACCGUACAGGUGGCUUGGUCUAGGUGCAGUAAACGAGACGUCACCAAUUUCUUGGAUGCGGGAUUAGGAGAGUGUUUGAGCGAUCGACCCUCUCAAGAAGACUACGUUUACCCUGAAGAUCCUGCUGGUGUAAUAUUCGAUGCAACGAGUCAAUGCCACAUGCAAUUCGGGGCGGAAGCUGAAGUGUGCACGAACCCAACCGAAAUAUGUGACAUACUUUGGUGUAUGGUGAACAACUCCUGCAAGACCAUUGUCCAACCAGCUGCACCUGGAACUACAUGUGGCCCGGAUAUGUGGUGUCAGAAUCAAACGUGUGUACCACGAACACCGUUGCCUACACCAAGAGACGGGGGCUGGGGUCAGUGGUCUGAAUGGAGUGAGUGCUCGCGAACAUGUGGUGCUGGAGUGUCCACGCAGUUCCGCGAGUGUAAUAACCCUGAACCAUACAACAACGGCGCUUAUUGCAUUGGAGACAGGAGUCGCUACAAGAUCUGCAACACCAACCCGUGUCCGAUCAACGAACCAACAUUCCGAGAAGUCCAGUGCUCGAAACAUAACAACAUGACGUAUAAAAACGAAACCAUAUCGGAAUGGAUACCAUACUUCGACCAAGAUAAGCCCUGCGAGCUGCAGUGUGUGGCACGAGACGGCAGCGAUAUGGAGCUGUUGGGUGGUUUCGUUGCUGAUGGCACUCCCUGUCGCCAGAGCGUAGGCGCCCGGGAUAUGUGUAUCGCUGGUGUAUGUUAUAAAGUCGGUUGCGACUGGAUUGUGGGGUCGGAAGUGGAGGAAGACCAAUGCGGUGUAUGUGGAGGAAAUGGAUCAGCCUGCAAAACCGUACAGGGUAUUUAUAAUAAGGAUACCACUAAACAAUCAGGCCUUAGUGAGGUUGCGGUGAUACCUGCCGGAUCAAGGAAUGUGAAAAUCAAAGAGAAAGUCAAUCCGGGCAAUUUCAUUUCUAUUGGAAGUGCGAAAUCAAAUAAGAUUUACUUAAGUGGUGCUCAUAAUGCAACAGUCACAGAAUAUUUUGUGGCGGGUACGCAAGCUAUAUACGAACGAGAUCGCGACUGGGAGAAAGUAAGAAUUACGGGUCCACUCGCAGAAGACAUCAAAGUAUAUCAACGAAUUUACCGUGGACUUCACCGUAACCCGGGUGUAACAUAUCAGUACACGGUGGAUCGUCAACGCAUGCACAAGAGAUACAGAUACCGACUUUCUGAGUGGUCUGCGUGCUCCGCGUCCUGCGGCCUCGGAUAUAUUAGGCGACAUCAUGAAUGCGUUGAUGAAAAUAAUCGCAAAGUAGAACAAUCCCAAUGUUACCACAUCGAGCCGCCACGCCGCGAGGAAUUAAUGCAGCGGUGUAGACUACAUGAGUGUGCUACUCGCAAGUUACGUCCCCACUGGUGGGUCGGAUCCUGGAACCCCUGCUCCAAACCUUGCCACAUGCCGGGCAAGGAAGCGACGAAACAGCGCAGCGUUUACUGCGUAGACAAAAUAUCGAACAAAGUUAUAAAGGACUCCGAAUGUGCUGCACUACCUAAACCGAUCAGCACAAUCAGGUGUGCGGACGUACCAGCUUGUUAA